AGUUUAUUAAUUGGAAAGAGCUUCUUGUAUCAUGUCGGAAGCGAAUCAGUGAAAACUUUUCCGGAAAACUCGCGAACCUUGCAAUUGCGGACCGAUUCCCGGGCAUCGACGAUCCCCGCGGGCUUCGCCCUGGCGGUUUCUCUCUCGGCUUUGUUCGUACGAUGAAACUCGUCAAAUUCGUUGGCCUGUAACAAUAGGCAAUCCGUGUCUGGUCCAUGGCAAACCGAGAUUGCAAAGAAAUGAAUAACAAUCUUCGAUAAAGUGCACGGCAAGGAUACGUUGAACAUUAGGAAGAUGUGAUUACAAGUUCCCGUUACCGUUUGUGCGAUUCGUGUGCCACCCGACCGUUAAACGCCGGGUUUAAGUUUCGGGUUUGUGGUGUGUUAAAUGGCCGCUGACAUGUAUGUAAACAAAACGGGGAUUCCGUCCGUGCUAUUGCAUUAACGUGAACGUUGAUAUUUCGCGUCCAGUGAUGGAACCGGUGCUGCAGAGGCUCGGGGAUGUCACCAUUCAGAGACUUGAGAAACCCAAAGAGCCAAACAAGACGCCCCAGAGCACUGUUGAGAAACAAAGAGAGGAGAAAGAGGAAGAAUCUCCAGACUACCACGAAGACGAGAGUGGCGAAGAGGACGAGUCCCCUCCUCCGGUAGAUUUGAAACGGGGCUUAUACGAUAUCGGCCGUGCCUCUUUCAAAAGGUUCAAACAUGAUCCCGCGGCGGGGGCGGAGAAAGCGCCGGGCUCGAACGAACAUCGUUUCAGCGAAACCGAAAUGUCAGAUUACGAUUCGGAAUCGGAAAUCGACUCCGAAGGGGAGCUAAACGAUUUGGGUUUGGACGUGGCGGCGGCGGAGGGCCCCAAACCGAAAGACGUGGGAACGAACGGCGAGGAGGCGGCGGAUAAGAGCGCCGGAGGGGGUUCGUUUUUCGAAAAAUUGGUCGAGCAGGCGGCGGAAACCGGCCCUACUGUGCCGCUAGUUCCCAAGACGGAGCCAGUGGACGAGGAUUACGAUAUCGAUAUUAAGGAGAAGCUCAAGGAAAUGGGGGAGAUUACUUUCGGAACGGUGAAGAAGGGCGACAAACUCAAAAAGACUGACACGGCGGAAAACGAAGUCGUCAUUACUCCCGCGAAGAAACCAGGUAGCGUCGAGGAAGAGGUGACCUUGACUGGGGGCAAGGGCAACCUGCGGCGCAACAUCCGCGAGGUGAUGGACGAGACGAAACUCGACGAGUCGACGCUGGCAGCGCAGCGCCAAGAGGCGGAGCGUCUGAGACGCGUGCAGGAACAGCAGCGGAUCCUGCGCGAGUUCCAACGGCAGGCGCAGCAGGAGAAGAUGCAGCAACGGGUCUUGUCGUUGUUGCAGGGCAACAAUUUCUCGAAAGCGGGCACGUCGAAUCAGACUAGGAUCGGCAACACCGUUCUCGUGAAGUUGCCGAACGGUCAGACUAAACCGAUGACGAAACUGCCGAAACGUCCGCCGUACGAGAUGAUGCGCGCCCCCAGACCGGACAUGAUCAUCGGACAGCCUUACCCGCCGCUGAUGGGCGCGCCGAGGGGGCACCCGAGGGGCUUCGCGCCCCACCGGAAACCCGGCCCUCAGCUGACGCCCUCCGUGAGCAUCGCGCCUGUCGCCAAGAGGCCCCCCUUCGCAAUGCCGAGACCCCAGAGCGACAGCGACAGCGACGGCGACGACACCAAACCGAUGUCGUCAUCGUCUUCACCUCCACCGUCCAGGCCCAAAGGCAAAGAAGCCCCGCCCACUCAGACGAUCGACAUAUCGUCCGACGACGAUUGCAUCGUGGUAUCGGAGUCGGAGGGCGACCAGGGCGGCGACGACGACGACCAAGACGACCCGAGCAACUCGGGCAUGCACACCAACGACGAGUUCAAUCAGCCCGACGAACGGGGUCGGGUGCUCGUCAACGUGGGACACGCGGAGGAUGAGCCCGACGUUUUCGUGGCGCCUCAAAUCGCGAGGAUCAUCAAACCUCAUCAGAUAGGCGGCGUCCGCUUCCUCUACGAUAAUCUGGUGGAGAGUAUCAACAGAUUCGACAGUUCGACGGGUUUCGGUUGCAUCCUCGCGCAUUCGAUGGGUCUCGGCAAAACGCUCCAGAUCGUCACCUUCUCCGACGUGUUCCUGCGUUACACGCCCGCCAAAACGAUCCUGUGCAUCAUGCCGAUCAACACGCUGCAAAACUGGCUCGCCGAGUUCAACAUGUGGACGCCGACCGAGGAGGUGGCGCCCUCUAGCCCGCUGAACGCUCACGGCGAAGUCAGGCCGCGCAACUUCAACCUGCACGUGCUCAACGACAGCCACAAGACGUUGCUCGCCCGCUCGAAGGUCAUCCACGUGUGGAAGGAGCAAGGGGGCGUGUUGCUCAUCGGCUACGAGCAGUUCCGCUUGCUGAGCAUGCGCAAGCAUCCACGCACGAAACGGAAAUCGCUGCUGAUGGAGCAGCAGCGCGACAACGAUAAGAACAAGAUUCUGUUCGACGAGAUCUACACGUCGCUGGUGAACCCGGGGCCGGAUCUGGUGAUAUGCGACGAGGGGCACCGCAUCAAGAACUCGCACGCUUCGAUAUCGUCUGCGUUGAAGCAGCUCCGCACCAAGCGGCGUGUCGUCUUGACCGGCUACCCGUUGCAGAACAACCUCACCGAGUACUGGUGCAUGGUGGACUUCGUCCGGCCUAAUUACUUGGGUACCAAAACAGAGUUCCUCAACAUGUUCGAGCGGCCGAUCAUGAACGGACAGUGCAUCGACUCGACGGAGGCGGACAUCAAACUGAUGCGUUACCGCGCCCACGUGCUCCACUCCCUGCUGGUGGGGUUCGUGCAGCGACGCUCCCACCUCGUCCUGCAGUCCGCGCUGCCGCAGAAAGAGGAGUACGUCCUGCUGGUGCGCAUGACGCAGUUCCAACGGAAACUGUACGACACGUUCAUGAACGAGGUGGUACGGAAACAGGCGGUGCCCAAUCCUCUCAAAGCGUUCGCGGUGUGCUGCAAAAUAUGGAACCAUCCGGACGUGCUGUACAAUUUCCUGACGAAACGGGCUCGCGGAGAGGCGGUCGAUUUGGACCUCGAGGAGGUCGCCAGCACCGUCAGCGGGGUGUCUAGUAUCGACGCGAAACCGAAACGCGCCGCUCCCCGACCCCGCAAGACCCCCGUCAAAGGCAGGAACGGCAAACCGGCUGCCUCCGUCACCCCGUACAGCAGCAAUUCGGAACAGCAGAUGAUGCAGCCGCCCCUGUCGAGCUCGGUACCGGUCAACCCUCAGGCGACGACGAAAGAAUCUCAAUUCGGUGCCGGCGGUUUCAAUCAGCCGCGCACCAGUUUCGAGGGUAUCUCGCAACUGUUCGAGGAUAACGCCCCGCCCCCCGCUCAGACCUACUACGACCAGCAGCAGUUCCCCGCGAACGCGCCUCAGUUCUCCGAGUCCGCGUUUCCCGGUCCGGAGAGUAGUUUCCAGGAGACGAAUGACUCGAUGGGCUCGAGCCAGACGAGCCUACUGAACCUCGACAACCAGACGGUAACGACUACCAAAACGGGCGGCGUGAAUAUCCCGGGAUUCGCCGGAUUGCCGUCCGGCAUCAGUCUGAGACCGGCCGCGAGUACUGCCACCUCGGGAACGGCGCAGACCGCGGGUCGUACCAGUCAGCAAACUGUUCCCAGUUUCGCCAACCUACCGUCGGGGAUAUCUCUGACGCCGGUCGGCGCUAAUAGGGGCGGGACCGGGUUCGCGAAAGGGGCGGACCCGGUGCCCUCGGCUUACGGGCCCGCACAACGCAAUGACUACGAGCCGCCACCGGCACCGCCUCAAAACAAUAUGAGCGGCUACAACACUAUAGACGCUAACGCUUACCCGGACAACUACCAGCGCCCGAAUUAUUGGGAGCAGCCCCAACAAACCGCCCCUCAGCAGCAGCAACAACAGCAGCAGGGGAGUAGCUUCUUCAACGAGUUCACGCCCAGUCCCCAGUUCAAUCCCAGCGUAAACAACACAAACGCGAACCAUCCGUGGAUCAAACGGGAUGAGGGAGGUUCGGUUCCGAAAAUGAGCCCGAUUAAAAGCGAAACCAGCAACGAUUCGAAACCCAAGAUCAACAUCAUCAGCGACAUCAAACUGCCUCCCGUCUUCAGCCCGUUCGCGGAGAAAAAGAUCAAUAUCAUCAGCGACAUCAAGAUCGAGCCGAAGAAAGAGGAGGGCGACGACAAGUACGGCGUGAAGAAGGAGCUGGAGAAGAUCAAGAACGAUCUGAAGAACGAGCUGAAGAUAGAGGAGGAUUCGGUGAAGGCGCCGGUCGUCGAGUCCCCCCUGACGAAGCUGUCGCCGCCCCUCACGCCGGUCAAGGACUCCAAGGAGGACGGCGGCAUCCCCUACGAUUGGGCGAUCGAACUGUUGAAAGAUUACGUGCCCGGUCGGGUCGAGAACUCGGCCAAGUUCCAGAUCCUCUUCUGCAUAAUCAGAGAGAGUAUCGCUUUGGGCGAUCGGCUACUAGUGUUCAGCCAAUCGCUGAUCACCUUGGACCUGAUCGAGCAGUUCUUGCAGUCGAGCGAGGUGCCUGGGGAGGGCGGGCCCAAGUGGGCGCGAAACGUCAGCUACUAUCGACUAGACGGCUCGACGACCGCUCUCGAACGCGAGAAACUCAUCAACGAGUUCAACUCGAACCCGAAGAUUUACGUGUUCUUGGUGUCGACCAGGGCGGGAUCGCUCGGUAUCAAUCUGAUUGGCGCGAAUCGGGUGGUCGUGCUGGACGCGUCGUGGAACCCCUGCCACGACACGCAAGCGGUAUGCCGCGUCUACAGGUACGGCCAGCGGAAGCCCUGUUUCGUCUACAGGCUAGUCGUCGACAACUGCCUGGAAAAGAAGAUUUACGAUCGCCAGGUCAGCAAGCAAGGUAUGUCGGAUCGCGUGGUCGACGAAUGCAACCCUGACGCUCAUCUGACCAUCAAAGACGUGAGCACGCUGUGUUUCGACGACAAGUACGAGGAGGGAGAGCUAAAAGACUGGUCCUCGUUCAAAGACAACUACAUCGACGUGGUGCUGCAAAAAGUGCUCGACGCGCACGGCACCACCCUCAACAAGGAACCGUUCCAGCACGAGUCGCUGCUGGUCGACCGGAAGGAGAAGCAACUGUCGCAGCAGGAGAAACGUCUCGCGAAAAAGGGCUACGAAAGAGAGAAGCAGGCGGCCAGACAACCGUCUUACAUGACGGGUCCUGGGCGCGGUCACAGGCCGGUCGCGUCGGUCAGACCGAUGCAGCAGGGCGAACGCCCGUCCAGGUGGAUCCCCGCGGAACACUGGCAACGUCAGGGCAUGACCGCGCAAGAGAUGACCCUGCCCUUGGACGUGGUCAUACCUACGAACCAACCGGAGAAAGGGAACAUCGUGCUCAAGGCCGGCCAGAAGGUGCUGGUGCUCAAGUCGCCUAAGGGCGUCUACAUGCAGCUGGAGAGCGGCAAGAUCGUCGCUAUCAAGACCGCCAUCAAGGUAAAGGGCAAGGCGGACGAUCAGCAGCAGCAGCAGCUGAUGCCUCAUGAUCCCGCCGUCAAACCUUUACCGCCCCAGAUGAAGAACAACCCUUCGUUGUCGGUGGUGCCGCAGAAACGCACGGUCAAACCUUUCGUGCCGGGCGUGGCCAAGUUCAACAUGCGCAGCGUCAAACAGAGCGUGCCCAAUCUGGCGUCGAGGAUACAAAGCGUCACGAAGAAGGUGCAGCUGGCGAAGACCAAACCCUACAACGUGGGCAGCGAGAUCGUCAGAUCGUUGCAACGGGACGGGGAGGCGCGACCCAGCAGUAGCAGCGAGGACGAACACCUGGCGGCUCCUGCGGAUAAACCGAGUCAGCCCGCGCAGCAGGAAACCGCCGACGAGCUGGAGAAACGCAUCUCUAUGCUAAAGAAAAACAUAUCCAUCCAGAGGGUGAGCACGCAGGCGGCGAAGCAGCCGACGCCGCCGCAGCAGCAGCCGCAGCAACAGCAACAGCAGCAGUUAAAGCCCGUCCCUAACGCUCAGAGAUCGCCCGCGAAAGCUGCGCAGUCUUCCGCGGAAAAGCCUCCGUCGACCGGGAAGACUAACCUCGAGCGGCUCGAGAAGACGAUGCUGGAAAACACGCCUUUCCAGGAAACUCUGGAAAGUAUCACGGCCAAUUUCAAAAAUCCGAACCGCCUCGGUCGUAUGGACGAUGACGACGACGACGACGAAGAGGAGGAGGAGGAGCCUGAACUGGACGACGACGAGGAAGAGGAGGAGGAGGAAGGUAUCUCUGGCCUGUCGGAUUCGUCGCUGAUGGAUCACACGGCCAAAACCGGCAACGAGCACCUAGAAGGCAGCAGCGACCAGAGCGACGAGGUGACGUACGUGUCGGAGCACGCGCCGGAGCCGAGCCCUGCCCCCCAACAGUACCACCAUCAUCACCAAGCCAAAACCGACCCGUCGGCCGAGUACGGUGCCCAAAACUACAACUACUACAACUACAACGUGCCACCGUAUCAGGCGGCGCCGCCUCCUCAGACCUACGGGUACCCGCCGCCGCCGCAGCAGCACCCGCCCCCCUACGACAUGAUGGGCGGGUAUCCGCCGCAGCCGCAGCCCGCCCAACCGCCCUACAGUUACGGGUACCAGACUUACCCGCCUCCGCCGCCUCCGCAGCAUCACUACCCUCCGCCCCCACCGCAACCGGGCUAUGACUACCAAAACGCGUACAGCGGCGGCUACAACCCAUACCCGCCACAGCAGUACGCGCCGCCGCCGCCGCAGGCGAUUUAUCCACCGCCUCCCGGAGGCGGAGCGGCGACGCCAGCUCCGACGUCGUAUCCGGACUAUUCGCAAUAUUCCGGGCAACCGCAGCAGCAACAGGCGACAUCAUCGGGUUCCGGGUAUUACGGCAACUCCUAAGUGUUGCGAGGACGCUUGAUUUAGUGCAAUUCGUGUUGGGGCGACGCGCGCCCUCUGUCUGGAAUUCUGUAAGUUCCGCGUGCCGCGCAGGACGGUCGAGGACGGACGUAGCGUUUAGUAUGCUUUUCUCUCCGUGUUUGGUGUAUAAUUUUUUUUCUAUACCGGGUGUUCCUAAACGACGUGUCAAUAUCGAAGGGGGCACAAUGGGACGACGGAUGGUAGAACUGGGUUGAUGUGCAAAUAUUUUUAUGUUUAACUGAUAUUACCCAAAAGCUCUGUGAUUAUUACUGUCCGAGAUAUUUAUUUAUAUAUAUCGAACUUAUGUUCACAAGGAAUUUCUAAAUUAAAUACUGCUUAUUAACUCAGAUAUAGAACGUCUCCCUUAUCUUUUGUAAAGUUGCCUUUGUCAAUCUAGCUUGGUUUAUUUGACCUCUGUACGUCAGUAUCGUCCUAAAUUUCUAUGCUUUAAGGAUACGGUGCUGUUUUGAUAUGCCAAACAGCUGAUCGAGAUCUGAUUAGAUAAAAAUUAAUUCCAGUGAACCCCUUGUAUUUUUGAAGCGAAGUAGUUCAUGAAGCCUCCUUCAGUAUUGCCAUGACAUUUAGCACCGACGUGUACAUUUCGUUAAUUUAUUUCGCCAUUGCGGCGAGUUACGGGGAGGUAUUUAGCGACGGACCGGCCCAUAGUGAUUUUUUCGUACAAGGUAGGCUCCAUUUUUUUUUUCGCUGGCGAAUACAGUUAAUUUAUACGCGACUUUUUUUAAGAAAAAAUUAUAGUUGAUUGUUAAGCAUUUAUAUAUCAAUUAAGUGUAACAGUCGUAGCGAUUGUUAGCGGUAAGCAUUAAAAUAAUUG
This is a messenger RNA of Cylas formicarius (sweet potato weevil), 7742 nucleotides long. RefSeq lists its product as uncharacterized. Gene Ontology annotation, cellular component: nucleus. The record is from RefSeq and is a predicted model, not a curated record. Gene Ontology annotation, molecular function: ATP-dependent chromatin remodeler activity; ATP hydrolysis activity; ATP binding. Lineage: Eukaryota; Metazoa; Arthropoda; Insecta; Coleoptera; Brentidae. The coding region runs from base 473 to 6892 and encodes 2139 amino acids. The transcript is spliced from 12 exons.